Messenger RNA from Nothoprocta perdicaria, 2031 nucleotides. RefSeq names its product spindle and kinetochore associated complex subunit 1 (gene SKA1). The coding region runs from base 107 to 868 and encodes 253 amino acids. The record is from RefSeq and is a predicted model, not a curated record. Gene Ontology annotation, molecular function: microtubule binding. Lineage: Eukaryota; Metazoa; Chordata; Aves; Tinamiformes; Tinamidae. The transcript is spliced from 7 exons. Gene Ontology annotation, cellular component: mitotic spindle; outer kinetochore; spindle microtubule. Gene Ontology annotation, biological process: cell division; regulation of microtubule polymerization or depolymerization; mitotic cell cycle.
GCCGUUCGGGACGGUCGUUGCUGCGGUGAUAUCGGGACGUACUGAACGGAGCGGAGUGUCCUUCUCGGUAAAGCCCGUAUCGUCCUGCUCGCGACAGUAGAGGAAUAUGGCCUCYUCAGAGCUGGAAGAUUUAUGCUUCCACAUCAACACUAAGAUUUCAACUAUCAAAAAGACUCUUCAAUUAAGAAACAUAGGCCAAGAACCAUCACUGAAAUCUAUGCUGAGCAAAAUAGGACAUGAGAUGGUUCUCUUAAAUGAUCUCCUGAAUAAAAUGGAGAUGGAAGUUCAACAGCAAGAAAAACUGAGGAAUUUACUCAAGGAGCUCCAGAAGUCUGCUGAGAGAGAUCAAAAUGAAGCACGUUGCCUCCGUGAAAAUAUUCCUCCCCAUCUGCCUAAACCAACUGCGAGCUGCAUCACUGGGCUAACGGCGAAAUGUGGAGAACAAACAAAAGUCACGGAACCUGAACGUGCAAAGAAAUCUGCAAAAGAGCCAAGAUUUAUUAAAGAAGCAGCCUUAAUAACUACAGAAGAAUUUGAAAAUGUUCCUGCGUACAUGAGGGGACGUUUAACAUAUGAUCAAAUUAAUGCGGUUGUUCAAGACAUGAACAAGGCUGUGGUUAGCAAAUACAGAAUCCUGCACCAGCCACUAAAAUCUAUGAAUGCAGCUGUCAGAAAUCUUUACCACAGAUUCCUGGAAGAAGAAACUAAGGAUACAAAAGGUGAGUUCUUUAUCGUGGAGGCUGAUAUAAAAGAGUUCACGCAGCUGAAGGUGGACAAGCGCUUCCACAGCAUCCUCAACAUCCUGCGCCACUGCCAGCGGCUGAGGGAAGUCCGAGGCUCCCGACUCGUCCGCUAUGUCAUCUGCUAGCAAGCGCCUCGGGCUCUGCCGCGCGGAUACGGAGGGCUGAAGCUUGAGGCGCAACACGUUACCUUGUCCCCUGAGACACUGGGCAGAGGGGAAUUUUCAUUCAUCCUUUUUUCUUUUUUCCCUAAAAGGAAUAGUGCAAAAUUUGCUCAUCUUAUUCUAAAUUAUUAGAAAUAUUAAAUGACCUUGAAGUAUUUGAGUCCUGUGCUGAAAACCUGAGAGAAACUGCCAUCCGUUGGUGAAUUACAAAAUCAAAACAGGCAGUUGACACCUGUGGCUACAGGUGGUUUUAAUCCCAUUUUCAGGCCAGUACUCAAAGUCUGCAGGCUAAUGUUCCUUUUGUGUUUAUGAGGGAGAGAAUGUAUUUGAAACUGCUGCUACUCAAAGGAAGCGUUUGUGUGGGUAAUUUCUUCUUUCCUCCCUUAUGCCUCAACCCAAUUUCCAGAUUUCCUUUCCUUAAUCUUUUCCUUUUUAUCCUAAGUGUAUGUUUUGAAAUUUUCUGCAUCUCAUGAACAGGAAGAUCUGAGGUAGUUUAAACAUUUCCACACUGAUGUUGUGAUACUCAUAUGGCUCUUGUACUUGCUCAUACAGAUGGAUUUUUUGCUCAAUGUUGUCCCACCAGAAGUGAAACAGAACAGUGAAUUUUAAGUGAAAAUGUYGACUUUGAAAACACUGGUUAAACUCUUUAAUAGUUUUUAUUACAGAAGAUUUUUCUUUUGAAGAUCUUAUUAGUGUGGAGACUUCUAGAGAGGAAAGAUUGUGAUAAAUUUCAGCUCUGCAAGUAAUCGAAACUGCUUAGACAUGAGAAGUUGUGGGGUUUUUUUCUUCCAAAGCAUGAGCUUGAGCUGGUUAGUAAUGACAAUAGGUACAUCUCAAAUACCUUGUGGCCAGCAAUAACGCAAAUGAACAAAGGAGCUUGAAUGAACUAUGAACCUUUUCACUAAAGGAGAUUUGGACAAGUGUUAAAUAAACCUGGGUUCCUGGAGUUUAUUUUCUUUUUUUUAUGUUUUGCUCUGGGAUGCUGAGAUAUAUGCCAGUACUAUGCAGAGACCACUGGUUGUGUUCCACGUUCAAUAAACACACAGCAUAACAGGAAGAAGUGCAAAAUCUGAAUUUUGGUUUCUAUAGUUGUCAGUCUGGUCCAUCUGUUACUUUCUACAAAGUUU